Messenger RNA from Diuraphis noxia (Russian wheat aphid), 959 nucleotides. RefSeq names its product vacuolar protein sorting 28 (gene Vps28). Gene Ontology annotation, biological process: protein transport to vacuole involved in ubiquitin-dependent protein catabolic process via the multivesicular body sorting pathway. Lineage: Eukaryota; Metazoa; Arthropoda; Insecta; Hemiptera; Aphididae. The record is from RefSeq and is a predicted model, not a curated record. Gene Ontology annotation, molecular function: protein-containing complex binding. Gene Ontology annotation, cellular component: ESCRT I complex.
CUUUUUAAUUGUAAUACUACGGUUUUUGUUGUGAUAACGAUCAAUUUCGACUUUUUGAGUCUUCGAAUAAUUUACAUAUUUUACAAAUUAAAUAUUGACUUUUACAACUGUUAGCAAGCAUUCGCAAACGCCAAACAUGAUAACAAAUCAAUUUUUCGUUUUCAUACUUUUACAUUUCAUUCAAUUAUAAUAAAUAAUAUUAAAAAACAAGUUUAUUCAGUAGAAAAGAAAAAUGAUGGAUUCCCAAGAUGCUAAUCGUCCUGAACUACUAGAGGAAGUAAGGCUGUUUCGCAACGCUCGUGAACGAGAAAAGUAUGAUAAUAUGGCUGACUUUUAUGCAUUAGUCAAUACACUGCAGCAUCUUGAAAAAGCAUAUAUACGUGAUUGCGUAACGCCCAAAGAGUAUACUGCCGCUUGUUCAAAACUGCUUGUUCAAUGUAAAGCUUCUUUUAAGCAAAUACAGGGUGACGAUUUUCCAUCAGUUGAGUCAUUUGUUAAAAAAUACAAAUUAGACUGUCCAGCAGCAAUAGAGCGUAUUAAAGAAGAUCGGCCAAUUACUAUUAAAGACGAUAAAGGCAACACCAGUAAAUGCAUUGCAGAUAUUGUGUCUUUAUUUAUAACCAUAAUGGAUAAGCUUAGAUUGGAUAUUAAAGCAAUGGAUGAACUUCAACCUGACCUACGAGAUUUAAUGGAUACUAUGAACAGGCUUAGUAUGUUACCAGCUGAUUUUGAAGGAAAACAAAAAGUAUCUGAUUGGCUUAGUUCUCUAUCAUCUAUGAACGCAUCAGAUGAAUUAAAUGAAAGCCAAGUGAGACAAUUGAUUUUUGAUCUCGAAUCAUCUUACAAUGCAUUCAACAAGUUGCUCCAUCAGUCAUCUUAGGAAAAUAUUAGUAAAUAAUUUAAGCGGCAAUCAAAUACAAAAAUAACACCAGAAUAUUUGAAUAAUCUUUAUUUAUAAG